UACUCAAGCCUAUAUAAGAGCGACAGAAACCUCACAAAUGUUCCAACGCCAAACCCAAAAGAUGAUACAAUCUAAUCAUACUACAUUUCUCUCCUCUGUUCUUCUCCUCUUUCUCCUUCUUCACGUCUCUGCUACCUCCGCUUCUGUCUAUGACGACUUCGUUCAAUGCCUCAACACCCACCCAAACUCCUCAGCCACCAAGAUAGUCAUCCCCCAAAACAACCCUUCUUUCACUUCAACUCUCAGAGCCUACAUCCGCAACGCUCGCUUCAACACCUCCACGACUCCCAAACCAGUCCUCAUCCUCACGCCGACGACCGAGUCCCACGUCCAGGCCUCCGUCCUCUGCGCCGUUCAACUCAAACUCCAACUCAAAAUCCGAAGCGGCGGACACGACUACGAGGGCAUCUCAUAUGUCUCGUCCGAAAAGACUUUCGUAAUCCUCGACCUGUUCAACCUUCGGUCAAUCGACGUCAACGCCGAGGACGCCACCGCGUGGGCCCAAGCCGGCGCGACUCUCGGAGAGUUGUACUACCGAAUCUCCGAGAAGAGUAAAACGCUCGGGUUUGCCGCUGGGAUUUGUCCCACUGUCGGUGUCGGUGGACACAUCAGCGGCGGCGGUUACGGAAACUUGUUGAGGAAGUACGGCCUCGCCGUCGAUAAUGUAUUGGAUGCAUUGAUUGUUGAUGUGAACGGGAAGCUUCUGGAUAGAAAGGCAAUGGGGGAGGAUCUGUUUUGGGCUAUCAGAGGCGGCGGUGGAGGAAGCUUUGGAGUGAUCAUAUCCUAUAAAUUGAAGUUGGUUCCGGUGCCGGAAACGGUUACGGUUUUCCGGGUGAUGAGUUACACAGAAGGUAAUGCAACCGACGUCGUUUUGAGGUGGCAGGAGGUGGCGCCGACCACGGUGGAUGAUUUGUGGAUGAGGAUGUUGUUGCAGCCGGUGACUUCUCCGACCAACAAGGGGAAGAAGACUGUUAGGAUUUCGAUUCUGGCAGAGUAUUUAGGCAAUGCUAAUCAGUUAGUUUCUAUUUUGGGUAAGGAGUUUCCUGAAUUGGGUUUGAAGAAGGAGGACUGUUUGGAAAUGAGUUGGAUUGAGUCUGUGCUUUGGUGGAACGAUGGUUCAACUCCCAAUGUGACCAAACCAGAGGUUUUGCUUGAUCGAAAUCUCGACCAGGCGAGUUUCGGGAAGAGGAAGUCAGAUUACGUGCAGACCCCGAUUUCGAGAGAAGGGUUGGAGUCAUUGUGGAAGAAGAUGAUUGAAGGCAAGACUGGUUUGGUGUUCAAUCCAUAUGGUGGGAAAAUGGCUGGAAUUUCGGCCUCCGAUGCGCCUUUUCCUCACCGGGCUGGGAAUUUGUUUAAGAUUCAGUACUCGGUGAAUUGGGACGUUGCAGGAGAGGAAGCAACUAAUGAGUAUUUGAACCAAAGUAGGGUGCUUUACAGUUUUAUGACCCCAUUUGUGUCCAAGAAUCCAAGGAGUGCUUUCUUGAACUAUAGGGACCUUGACAUUGGUGUCAACAAUUUUGAGAAGAAUAGCUUUGAACAAGGGAAGGUGUAUGGAUUGAUGUACUUCAACGACAAUUUCGAUAGGUUGGUGAAGGUGAAGACUGCUGUUGAUCCAGGAAAUUUCUUCAGGAAUGAGCAGAGUAUCCCACCUCUUUCAAGUUUCCACUCAGCUGCGACUAGUGGAUCAAGUUCAAACAUCUCAAUGGGGAAGCUGCUGGCUUUACUGCUAUACUUGCUUAUUGGAGCAUCAUUCUUAUAAGGUGGUGCCAAAUCAGCUGCUUAUUAUCCACUGUAAGACUUACAAGGAACCUCAGCACAGGAAUUAGGGAAAUUAGCUUCUAGUUCAGGUCUAACUGGUGCCUAGCUGUGUAUUAGUUAAUUAAUCAUUAGUCUUGCAACCUGGUAGUUACUUGGUUAGUCCUAACAUCAAUUUGUUAUUAUUGAAUAUAAUUAGUUAAUCAAAAUUUUGAUUC
Messenger RNA from Rosa rugosa (rugosa rose), 1973 nucleotides. RefSeq names its product berberine bridge enzyme-like 21. Gene Ontology annotation, molecular function: oxidoreductase activity; FAD binding. Lineage: Eukaryota; Viridiplantae; Streptophyta; Magnoliopsida; Rosales; Rosaceae. The coding region runs from base 38 to 1759 and encodes 573 amino acids. The record is from RefSeq and is a predicted model, not a curated record. The transcript is spliced from 2 exons.